GUGACCGAGACACCACGAUCGCUUAGAAGACCCAUAGAUCGUAUCGUUAUCUAAUUCGUAUUUUUUUUUAUCACGAUGGGGCGAUUCCUGCUUACAGUUCUGGCUCUUUGCACUCUCGAUGCGUUUGUGCAUGGAAAAGCUGUUGUGAGUCCUAGAAAACAGGCUGAGCUUAUGGAUUUCAUGGUAAGGUAUGGAUAUUUGCAUCAACCAGACCCUAGAGUAGAAAAAGAUCUUACCAAUGAAGAUGUUACAUUGGCCGUGAAAAAUCUCCAACACAUGAGGGGACUGGCAGAGACCGGAAGUCUUCAGGACCCUGACACUGCAGCUUUGCUAGACGUAAAGCGUUGUGCAGUGCCAGAUUUUGGGCCAUCGGAUACCGCUAAGAGAAAGCGGCGAUAUGCUGUGCACGGGACGGUAUGGAACAAAAAGCUGUUAACCUACAGAAUCGUUAACUAUCCAUCAACGACCAAGCUUAAAGUUAAAGAAGUCGACGAUACAAUAAAAAAAUCUCUAGAUUCGUGGUCAGCUGUCAGCCAAAUAAAGUUCGAACGCAUCACUGACGAUAACACAGAAGCAGACAUUAUGAUCAGUUUUGUGACUGGUUACCAAGGAGACAGCAGACCAGCGGAUGGGCCUGGAAAAGAGCUGGCACAUGCGUUUUUUCCUCUUGAUAACAAAGGUCUGGCAGGUGAUCUACAUUUUGACAACGAUGAAGAAUUUGAUAUCAGUGGCAGUCCAGACAAGGUGGAUUUCAACUGGCUCUCGCUACACGAGCUCGGUCAUAGCCUGGGACUAGACCAUUCUUGGCAUAUCGACUCUGUUAUGUUCCCUUUUUAUCUGGGUUAUACUCCCGGUCUGAAGCUUGAUAAGGACGAUGUAGAAGGAAUCCAGCAGCUUUAUGGUAAACCAGAAAUCGACCUUGUCACACCUACUCCCCACACCAAUCCUACACAGCCCCCUGGGAUACCAGAUUUUUGUUCCCUGGAGAAGCUUGACGCUAUGGUUAUGACGAAGAACAAGAAAACGUUCGCUUUUAGCGGAGCGUAUUUCACAGAGAUCGCUGAUACGGGUGCAGGUAAAGUUAUGAAAAUAAAGGACCAUUGGGCGGGAUUAGAAGAUGACAUCGACGCUGCAGUUACUAGACGAUACAAUGGAUGGACAUACUUUUUCAAGGGCACCAAAUUCUGGAUCUUAAAAAACAAGCAUCUAAUACGAGGACCUAUAGACAUCACUGUUCCACAUAAAGAUGGCGGGAUGGGCCUUCCAAAGGAACUGUACAAUAUGGAAGCCGCUGUCGAAUGGGCUGGGAAUGGUCGCAUGUAUUUCUUCAAGGGAGAGGACUAUUGGCGUUAUAAUUAUUAUCGACGAACAGUUGACUAUGGGUACCCCAAGAAAAUCUCCAAAGCCUGGCUUGAUGUUCCAAAUGAUCUGAACGCUGCCUUGCAGUGGAAGAAUGGCAAAACAUACUUCUUGAAAGGGAAGAGCUAUUACGCUUUGAAACGCCGAGGAAGACCAAGGGUUGAUGCCGGAUAUCCCAAGGACAUUUCGGCCUACUGGAUGGGAUGUAACCAACAGGGACUUAUCAAAGGAAAAAUAUCCCCCGGGAGGUCGUCUUCUUCCUCUGUUUUACCAAAUACUCUUGUCUUGCUUGGAGGCAUGCUAACUUGGUUAAGACUUUAUCAGUAUUGAACUAAGCUCAAUAUGAAUAUAAAAAACGACCAACUGUUGCCCACCAGCGCACUGGUCGAGUUCUCGAAAUUCCUUUGUGGACCCGAACUCACAUUUUAAAAUCUUAUUCUAAAGAAUAUUAGUACGGGUCAUACCCCCAAUGAAAAGAGUAUCUUUGUUGUAUGAAUUUAAAAACUAAAGUAUUUGCAUGAAAUAUCUCGAUGGUGAAUAUGUAAACGCCACCAACGAAACUCAUUUUAUGGGGACGGCGGCUGUUGGAAGUUCGAGAAAAUCCCAGGUUUAGGAACUGCAGCAAAGCACUCUGGAGUGGCUCACAAAGAAAAUGAGAAUAGUAGAGUUAAAAACGGACUUCUCCAGGAAAAUAUUCUGAUGUACAUUUUGAGAACGCCGUCUCAAUGUAACUAUAGACAUCAUCAUUCACACAUGUAACAUUUUCAUCAUUUUGGAGAAAAAAGAUUGAAAAUCGAAAUAGUUCACUCCAUUUCAAAUAACUUUACAUAUUAUUGUAUAAAGCAUUUAAAAAUGUGGAAGAAAUCUUAUCGAAUUUGGUAUAUAGUUGUAUGUUCGCUCUUUAUCAAGAAGAUAAAGUCUGUUUCUAUGAGACAAAGAAUAUAGUAUAGAUAUUGAACAAACCGGAAAAAUAAAAAUAAUUUUCCAUUGA
This is a messenger RNA of Stylophora pistillata, 2350 nucleotides long. RefSeq names its product interstitial collagenase. The record is from RefSeq and is a predicted model, not a curated record. Gene Ontology annotation, cellular component: extracellular matrix. Gene Ontology annotation, biological process: collagen catabolic process; proteolysis; extracellular matrix organization. Gene Ontology annotation, molecular function: metalloendopeptidase activity; zinc ion binding. NCBI's taxonomy places the organism in Eukaryota, Metazoa, Cnidaria, Anthozoa, Scleractinia, Pocilloporidae.